Molecule: messenger RNA, 1468 nt
Organism: Colossoma macropomum (tambaqui)
Lineage: Eukaryota; Metazoa; Chordata; Actinopteri; Characiformes; Serrasalmidae
Gene: trmt9b
Product: tRNA methyltransferase 9B
Exons: 5
Coding region: 134-1432 (432 amino acids)
Biological process (GO): tRNA wobble uridine modification
Cellular component (GO): nucleus; cytoplasm
Molecular function (GO): S-adenosylmethionine-dependent methyltransferase activity; tRNA binding
Source: RefSeq, a predicted model, not a curated record
GUGUUGCCGUCGCUGGCUGAGGGUCGGGGUUUGGAUCGGUUACCUCACCGGACUCGGUCUGUGUGAUGUCCGCGCGAGCUCUCCUCCGGGCACGAGCGGUGAGGAUGCUGUAUUGGGCUGAUUUCUAAGCAGCAUGGAGGAGGCUGCCAGCCAGCUGGAGAGGGACCAUGUUCACAGCGUCUAUGAGAGGAUUGCGCCCUUCUUUAACGACAGCCGCUACAAGGCCUGGCCCAGAGUCAAGCAGUUCCUGCUGGAGCAGAAACCAGGCAGUAUCGUGGCUGAUGUGGGAUGCGGCAAUGGCAAAUACAUGCACAUCAACGACAGCAUCUUUAAGCUGGGCUGUGACGUGUGCCGGCCGCUGGUGGACUCGGCCUGGAGUCAGGGUCAUGAGGUCCAGCUGUGUGACGGCCUGCGGCUGCCCUACAGGGACGGCUGCUUCGACGCCGUGCUCUCAAUUGCAGUCAUCCACCAUAUGUCGACUAAAGAGCGUCGGAUCCGAGCGCUGAAGGAGAUGGCGCGGACGCUGCGAGUCGGAGGCCGCAUCAUGAUCUACGUGUGGGCUAUGGAGCAGAAGAGGCGCAAGUUUGAGAAGCAGGACAUCUUCGUCCCCUGGAACCCGAACCCUCCCCUGUCCCCGAGAGGGCCUGGGAGACGGAGGCGCCGGGGCAACGGAGCCCAAAGCGUUAGUGACGCACAAGACUCCAACGACAAGCACAGGAACGUGAAAAGCACAUCCUCCAUUGUGGAUGAGGAAGAUCCGGGCAGCCCUGGUCAGCAGAGGAAACAGAAGCUCUGGUUUUUCUCCAGGUCACUGGACUCCGUGCUGGACUUCAGCAGCCUGAGUGUUUCCCGCUCCUCCUCCAGGGAGCUCAGUGCUUUCUGUAGCCCCAUUGGAGAAACUAGAGGUGAAACGGAGGCUGGUGACGGCACGCCGCUUUCCCGUGGCCGAGGGCUCAUUAGGCAGGUGUCCAGCUUCUUCUGCUCCUCAUCAUCCAGGACCAGUCUAGAAGAGGAUGUCUUCGUCUCCGACCCACAAGACCAGGCACAUAAAGUGGACAGCAACAACACCAGGAACGGGAACGAAACAGUCGCCGUCGCGCUUGUCCAGGACUGUUCGUCCGUUCCGUUACCGGACUUGGUGUCAUGUCAGAGGGAGCGAGCAGACAGUAUAGGUCUUGAGGAGAUGGACAGUGGAGAGCUUGGACAAGACGCACAUGAGAGGCAGGAAAGCCCUGUGCCUCUUCAGCAGAAUGAGGGGUGGAGCACAGAGAAGCUGAAAGAAUCAUGUCUGCGCUAUUAUCACGUCUUCAGGGAAGGAGAACUGACUCAGCUGAUUGAGGAGCACGUAGAGGAGCUUCAUGUUCUGCACACCUGCCUGGAUCACGCCAACUGGUGCGUUGUGGCUGAGAAGGUCCAAGUGUGGAGAGUUUGAGUUUAUUUAUUCUGAUAUUUAUUUACAUUUUUUAAG